Messenger RNA from Serendipita indica DSM 11827, 1056 nucleotides. The record is from the annotation of a GenBank genome assembly. NCBI's taxonomy places the organism in Eukaryota, Fungi, Basidiomycota, Agaricomycetes, Sebacinales, Serendipitaceae.
AUGCGACCCCAAGCCUUAUCAGAGCCCCAUUAUCCUAGCUUGUUCCCAACCACCCCAUACUAUGGAGGGUCUGAAAUCGCCAUUCACGCAAGCGACCCUAUCCCAGUUGGGGUUGUCGCGUUCACGCUCAUCAUCAGUCUAUUCGCCUACACAAAAUUGACAGCACAUAAACAUGCUCGCCGCUACCCUCCAGGUCCUCCCCGCCUUCCGAUUAUCGGGGAUAUGCACAACUUCCCUGCAGAUGAUUGGGGCAACGUCUUUAGCGAAUGGCAGAAGCAGACUCUGGGGCUCACAAUCAUAGAGCUUGCAUAUGGUCGAAAAAUCGUCAGGGAGCACGGCGUAGAGAUGAUCGCCAUCAACGUCGAAGGUGUCAUGAUGAUCAAUGAAGCAAUGCAGACUGUUUGGGCAGUUGAUCAUAUCCCAUUACUUGGUUCCCAGGAGCCCAAUUCAAGUAAUCAUUCUUUGAAAAAGUACAGACUCAAUCUCAUCAGUAUAAUAGACGACAUGGGGCAUUGUCUUAUCGACGACCUGCUCAACGAGUUUGGAGCUUCAUUCGAAGUACAGGAUGCUGUGGCAAAUCUAUACCUUGCCGGUGUCGAUACAUGCUUACACAGUUUCUUCACACCAUGUUCCUCUUUCCGGAGGUCGCGGAAAAAAUUACAAGCAGAAGUUGACUCUGUCAUUGGCCGUGAGCGCCUUCCAACCGUCAAAUACAGGAGGGAGUUACCAUAUACAAAUGCGGUUUGGAAGGAGGCGUUACGCUUUACGCCUGCGGUACCGCUUGCCCUUCCUCGCUGUAGCUCCGAGGACCAAAUAGUCUAUGGAUACUUUAUUCCAAAGGGGUCGUUAUCAACCCACAUUUUGGUAUGCUGUCUCUGUGGUCAGAAGUAUUGCUUUCUUAUGCCAUACUUUGAAGGGUCGAUGCUGAACGACCCAAAGAUAUGGGGAGAUCCCAAGGUAUUCAGGCCAGAGCGAUUCCUUUCACCCGACGCGGGCGCUCUCCCAGAUCCAACAGUCUUAGUGUUCGGAUUUAGAACACGGCAAGUACUCAAUUAG